Molecule: messenger RNA, 756 nt
Organism: Elephantulus edwardii (Cape elephant shrew)
Lineage: Eukaryota; Metazoa; Chordata; Mammalia; Macroscelidea; Macroscelididae
Product: ubiquitin-conjugating enzyme E2 L3-like
Exons: 2
Coding region: 1-756 (251 amino acids)
Source: RefSeq, a predicted model, not a curated record
AUGCAUUGUGGGAGAGCAGAGCUGUCUGGAAGCGCGGAGCGACUGUUCUGUGGCCGGCGAGAGAUGGCGGCGAGGAGGCUGAUGAAGGAGCUGGAAGAAAUCCACAAAAGCGGCAUCCAAAACUUCUGUGACAUCGAAGUCGAUGAAGAGAAUUUCCUGCGCUGGGAGGGUCUCAUCGUUCCUAACAGCCCUCCCUAUGAUAAGGGGGCCUUCCGCGUGGAAAUCCGCUUUCCCGCCGAGUACCCGUUCAAACCACCCAAGAUCCUCUUCAAGACGAAGAUCUACCACCCGAACAUCGACGAGACUGGCCAGGUGUGCCUGCCGGUGAUCAGCUCGGAGAACUGGAAGCCGGCCACCAAGGCCGAGCAGGUGAUCCUGUCGCUCGUGGCGCUCAUCAGCGAGCCCGAGCCCGAGCACCCGCUGCGGGCCGACCUCGCCCAGGAGUACAAGACGGACCGCGAGCAGUUCUACAGGAACGCAGAGGACUUCACCAGGAUGUUCGCAGAGCGGAGACCCGCCCCCGAAGCACGCACACCUGCGCCCGGAGGCCACUCUCGGUCCACAGCAGGCUCAGGACGGGAGGGAUCUGCCUUGACACAGCACUGGCCAGGGGUUGAUGUCAUCAUGCUUGCUCAGGAGCUGGCCAGCCCAGGAGCAAGAUGGCCUUCCCUCACCCUUGAACUCACACAGCCUUUGCAGAAAUCACCUCCACUUGAAGGUCAAUUGGUGAAAUCCCUUCCAUGUGUUUUCUAUUGA